Messenger RNA from Zerene cesonia (dogface butterfly), 7118 nucleotides. RefSeq names its product ankyrin repeat domain-containing protein 50. The annotation marks the transcript as partial. The record is from RefSeq and is a predicted model, not a curated record. NCBI's taxonomy places the organism in Eukaryota, Metazoa, Arthropoda, Insecta, Lepidoptera, Pieridae. Gene Ontology annotation, molecular function: protein binding. The transcript is spliced from 37 exons.
GGUAACGUUCAGAUACUGAACGCGCCGCUCGAGAGCCGCGCGGAGAAGCUCGAGCGGCGGGAGGCGAGGGAGGGGAGGAGGAAGGAGGAGGCGCGCAGGAGGGCGCCGAGGAACGAGCCCGGGGAGGGUAAGGUGGAGGCGUACCUGCGGCAGAACCAAGUGAGCAUCCGACAGCAACAGAAUCGGCAUUCGGCUGUGCGGCAGGCGGAGCAUCGGGUCAAUUUGAGAUCUCUACCCUUGAACGAGGUGACCGCUCGCGGCCACGACCGGACGCCGACUGACAGACACCGCGGGUUUCCCGAGCGAGAGUCGCGCGACUACAGGAGGGAGCGGGAUAGGGAUAACUUUGAUUUUGAUGGCGAACCGCUCAGCCCGAUAGCUGCGCGCGCGCACGACAAGGACUCCAGCCGUCCCGUUCGCAAGUCGUCGUCCGCGCAGCGUGUGAACGAGACGACAAUAUCGACCGACAAGCGCCGGUUCUUCUGCCGCGAAUGGGUGUUCCAGAAGAUCGCGUACUGUCUCGAGCAGAGGGCCGUCAGUAAGACGUGCGGCGCGUUGAUUUUGGGCGAUGCGGGUAGUGGUAAAACGGCAUUAUGCCAAGAGCUCAGCCAGCCCGGCCCCGGGCCACAGGCUCGCCAGCAGCGGGCGCUGAACCGUCGCCUGCUGGCCAGGCACUUCCUGCAGGGCCCCGGCGAGAGCGCCCAGCGGCCGGGCGAGUUCAUCCGUUCGCUCGCGAUGCAGAUACUGAGCCACUCUGCGCACGCGACGCGACCGGACAGGGAGCACCCUGCCAGGGAGGCGGCCGGCAACAGAAACAAUUCGGAAGAGAACUUGAUACAACGGUUCCGUGAGAUGGGCGAAGACACGGAGGACAUCUCCAAACCGCUGCUGGGAGAUUGCGAAGAUCGCACGGAUGACGACGACGCGGGCAGCGCGCGCAGGCACAAGACGAUAGACAGACUGCACGAGCGCGACGCGUAUAUGGACUUGUUUAAAUAUUUACCGGAAAUAAUGCCGCGCACCAGCGCGAAGGCGACCAACCCGUUCGUCGAAGACGAAAUGCGCCUAUACGAGAACCACGAGAAUCUCUUUCUGCGCAACAUAUCGCAGCGCCAGUCCAGGGAGCUGCGCAGCGCCCGCCUGCUGCGGCAGAGCUCCGAGCCGCUCGCCGAGAGGAAACCGGCGACGCUGCAAAAGAGCCUCUCCACGGAGACGGAGGACCGGCGGCCGGAGAACUCGCCGCCCAAGUCGCGGAUACCGGUCGCGAAUUUCAAGUAUCCAAACCGGAGCGAGCUGAAACCGGCGGAGUCGCCGAAGAAGUCCGCAGCGGACGCGGCGGAGGCGGAGGCGGAGUACGAGAACGUUCUGGAGGUGGAGAGGAAACAGGAGGACCCGCCUCCGAUACCCUCGCUGCCGGUCAGUCAGCGGACGUUGAUCGCGAACGCGUACUACGAGAAGCUACUGUCGGACGGCGAGAUCCAGCAGGCGCUGCUGCCGCGGAACCUGGAGAGGGCGCCGGACGAGUGCUUCAAGAGGGCCAUACUGUUCCCGCUGCUGGAGAUCGACCCGCCCAAGCAGUGCUUGUUCCUGCUCGUCGACGCCAUCGACGAGGGGACGGACGGUAAAUCCGACAAUGAGAGCGGCGUGGGCGGCCUGCUGUCCCGCCACCAGCACCUGCUGCCGCACUGGUUGCUGCUGGUGGCCACCGCCAGGCGCCACUCGCGCCACCUGACCAAGAUGUUCACGGGGUUCCGCAAGAUAACGCUAGACGAGCUGCAGCGCGCCCACGUGUCGGCCGACGUCCAGCGAUAUGUGCUGGCCAGACUGGACACGGAACCUAGGUUGCGCGGUCGAGUGUCAAGUGAUUCGGCCGCAGCGGCGGCAGCUGCGGCCGCGUUGGACCAUUUGAGGAUCAAAAGCGAUGGGUGCCUGCUUUAUUUGGAGAAGGUGCUGGAUGGCGUCGCGGACGGGUUCAUAGCGUUGCGGGAGAUACGCGAAAUACCCGGCACUCUCAACGGCCUCUACCUCUGGUUGGCGCAGAGGCUGUUCCACGGUCGCCGGUUCACUAAGGUGCGUCUCUUACUGGACGUGUUGCUAGCCGCUCGGUGCGGAGUGACGGAGGAGAUGUUGUACAAGUGCCUCUUGACGAAGGAGUACAGCGUCACGAGAGAGGAUUUCAACAGGAGACUGCAUUUGUUGAGACGCGUGCUGGUGAUGGAGCGCGGGUCGGGGCACCUGCGCGUGUUCCACGCGUCGUUCGCGGGCUGGCUGCUGGACGUGAAGCACUGCACGCGCCGCUACCUGUGCAGCGCGCCCGACGGCCACGCCGCGCUCGCCAUGUGCUACACGCUGCUCGCGAGGGGACUAACCCCACUUGAAAUUCACCACUACGUGUAUCACAUGACGUACCUCGAACAGCAUCUGUCGUCGCAGAAGAAAAAUAAAAAUACAGACGAUGAAGUGCUGAACCUGCACACGCUGAUACUCCUCUGGGUUCUGGACUCUGGCUGUGACGUGGAGGCGGCGCUGAAGAGGGAGACGGAUAUAGCGAAACGCUUGGAGUGCGACACGCAGAACGAUUCGAAAACGGAAGAAAAAGACGGCGAUCCAGAGUCGGAGAGUAAAGAGUCUGCGUCAGCUGACCCCUCCACCUUGGAGAGCAUAAUGCCGGAGCUGGUGAGCGGGGAGGAGACGGCGCGCUGGCCCCGCGACAGGCGCGUGCUGCGAGCGCUCCUCGAGCUGAGCCGGACCGACGGCGCGAGGGAGCCGGACGGGGAUGUGUUGUCCACGGAUCAGCAAGUGGAGAGUGAAGAGAUCAAUGACGCGACCGGUGAUGAGCAGGAUGAUACGCUGCUGAUGGACCCGAGUACUGUACACGAGCUGGCCAGCAGGGGUGAUGAGGAGGCGCUGGCUGCUUUGCUGAAGCGCUGUCCUCAGCUAGUGGAGAGCCGCGACAGCACGGGCAGCACGGCGCUGCACGCGGCGGCGCGCAGCGGGCGCGCCGGCUGCGCCGCGCUGCUGCUGCGCGCCGGCGCCAGCGCGGCCGCCGCCGACGGCGAGGGCUGGAGCGUGCUGCGCGCCGCCGCCUGGGCGGGCCACAGCGAGGUAGUGGACGUGCUGUUGGAGCACGGAUGCGACGUGGACUGCGUGGACGCCGACAAUCGAACCGCCCUACGCGCGGCGGCGUGGUCGGGGCACGAGGCGGUGGCGGCGCGGCUGCUGGCGGGCGGCGCGGCGCCGGACCGCGCCGACGCGUGCGGCCGCACCGCGCUCAUGGCCGCCGCCUACAUGGGCCACGCGGACAUCGUGCGCAUGCUGCUCGACGCCGGCGCCGACCCCGACCGCGCCGACGAGGACGGGCGCACGUCGCUGGCGGUGGCGGCGCUGUGCGGCACGGGCGCCGCGUGCGCCGCGCUGCUGCUGGAGCGCGGCGCCGACGCGGCGCGCCGCGACCGCGACAACGCCGCGCCGCUGCUCGUGGCCGCCUUCGAGGGGCACACGGAGAUUUGCGAAGUGCUACUCGAAGCGGAAGCGGAUAUAGAAGCCACAGACUCUGCUGGACGUACGGCGCUAUGGGCGGCCGCUUCCGCCGGACACGCGGCAACUGUUCGUUUGUUGCUUUUCUGGGGCGCUUGUGUGGACACUAUGGACGCUGAGGGGAGAACUGUAUUAAGCACUGCGGCUGCGCAGGGCAACGUGGAAGUGGUACGUCAGCUGUUGGACCGCGGGUUGGACGAGCACCACCGGGACAACUCGGGCUGGACGCCCUUGCAUUACGCCGCUUUUGAAGGCCACAUAGAAGUCUGCGAAGCGCUCCUGGAGGCGGGCGCGAAGGUCGACGAAGCGGACAACGAGGGGAAGGGGCCGCUGCUGCUGGCGGCGCAGGAGGGACACCUGGACCUGGUCACCUUGCUCGUGGACAAGUGGAACGCGCCCGUGGACCAGCGGGCGCACGACGGCAAGACCGCGCUCAGGCUGGCGGCGCUGGAGGGGCAGUUCGAGACGGUGGCGUGGCUGGUGGCGCGCGGCGCGGCGCUGGACGCGCUGGACGCGGACCGGCGCAGCACGCUGUACGUGCUCGCGCUCGACAACCGGCUCGCCAUGGCGCGCCAGCUGCUCGCCGCCGGCGCCGCCGUGCACUGCUGCGACACCGAGGGUCGCACGCCAUUGCACGUGUCGGCCUGGCAGGGUCACACCGAGAUGGUUAACCUGCUCAUUAAAGUUGGCGGCGCGGCGGUGGACGGGCGCGACCGGUGCGCGCGCACGGCGCUGCACGCGGCGGCGUGGCGCGGCCGCGCGGCGGCGCUGCGCGCGCUGCUGGCGCACGGCGCCGACCCGGCCGCGGUGUGCACGCAGGGCGCCACGCCGCUCGGCAUCGCAGCGCAGGAGGGUCACGAGGAGUGCGUGCUGUGGCUGCUACAGCACGGGGCCGAUCCGCUCCAGGCGGAUCAUUGCGGUCGAACGCCCGCUAAAGUGGCGUGGCGCGCCGGGCACGCGAACAUAUGCCGCCUGCUGGAGCGCUGGAGCGCGCCCUCCGCGCCGCUCGCGCUCACGCCGCACGCGCAGGACGACGACCUGCUGGCGCCGCUGCGGACGGGCUCGCCGGAAUACAAGCGGCGAAGCGUGCACAGUUCCAACUCCACUAAGUCAUCGUCGAAUCUCACUGGAGGCUCGAACAGAUCUCAUGAACAAGACGACAAUGUGGAUAAGGUCGCGAAGCCGGCGCCGUCGCUGUCGUUCGCGCAGCAAGUGGCGCGCUGCGGCUGGGCGCGGCGCGAGCGCGCGCGCGGCGACCGGCCCGCGCCCGCGCCCGCCCCCGCGCCCGCGCGCGACUGCGACGCCAAGCUCAGAAAUAGCGCGGUGUUUCUGGCGUCCAGACUUGCGUAUAACAAGUUUGUGGGAGGGCUCGGGAGAGCGAGAGGGAAGAUAUUUAAGAAAACCAAAAACAAGAGGAACGGUAUAGUCACGAAUCCGGCGAUGCGAUUGGUCGCCAACGUUAGAAAUGGCUUGGACAACGCCGCGGCAAAUAUUCGUCGCACGGGCGUGGCGCUGGCCGCCAGCGCCAGCUCGGCCAACCCGGCUGUCAAGACCAACGCUUUCCAGUGGAGGAAGGAGACACCAUUGUAAUAUGACUGGGCCAAUGUGGGCCAAUGUAGGCCAAUGGAUACCAAUGUGGGCGGGGAUCGCCACACAUUCUCAAAUUGAUAAAGCCGUGUGGCUUAAUUCAAGACGUACUGAAUGUUGGUCAAUGGUGGAUAUUGUUUAAUGAUUGCUUAAGUCAAAUUUGUAGUCAGCUGGGCUUUUUUUGUGUACGCGUUUGGCCAACGUUGGCCAUCAAUUGGAGGGGUUGGCUCAAAGUUCUGAUUUGAUAAAUUUCUUUGUUAAGUUGAACGCGAUAUUUGAUUUGUAUUUACACAUUUUGUGUCUUCAGUUUUUAUAGACGUCCGUUACGGUUUGACGUAUGUUUGAUCGUAUUUGACUAGAUUGUUGAAUUUGCUGUGUCAAAUUUAGAAUUUGAUGUCACUUAGAACCUUUUUAACGUAUCCCAUAUGGCUUGUUCGAAUUAAACUAUUUAAUAUUAUUAUUAUUAAAUUGGUUUAAUAUGACUGUAUUUUGGGAUAAAGCAAACAUCGCCAGCAACGGUUCAGUUCCUUAAUGUUCUGUCAAGCGUGGUCAAACGAUGUCGAAUAUGGCCCAACUUGGGCCAACUGAUCGACAGUUGGUGAUAUAGUUUUACUCGAAUAAAUAGAUCAAUGACUGUUGCAAUACUAUAUUAUAUAUAAUACAAAGUAGUAAUAUUUCGUUUUAAAUAUAUUAUGUUUAACGAUUUGAUUCCGAGAUAAUUUUAAUUUCUCGAUAAAAAGACGAGUGAAAUCAAUCUUUUUAACCAACUUUUAAAAAGGGUGUUACUGACCUGAAGUUGAAAACCAGAUUGAAAUGUAUCUACACUGAGAUACUCACAUCAAGGUUAAGCAAUAUUAAUUUUAAAAAGGGAUAUGUAUAUUAUAUUAUAGUGUGUUAGACAGAGAUGGAUAUGCUUCUUUCUCGUUCUAACGAGUAUAAUGAAUAUAGGAUUAAAACGAAUAUUGUUACAGUAAAUACUUUAUGUAAUAUUAAAACAGCAUUACAUGUAAUCAAAAUAAAAAAAAAAUGAAGUGCGGAUAAAGAAAAAUAGUACAAAGUUAUAAUGUACUAAAAUAUAAUGAAAACAUCAUAAUUAUUGGUUUAAUAAAUAGAGGUAAAUAAGAAAAAUACUUUAAAACAAGUGAAAGAAAUCGAUUAAUAAAAAUAAAAACUCAUUAAAAAGAUAAAUAACUCAAUCAACUGACUCAUAAAUAGCUAUCAUUCGCUCAAUGCUUACGACGUAUUUGUUUGUUUAUAUUUUGUAUAAAAAAAAUAAAUAUAAUACCUUUACAUUGAUAUAAUCCAUGUAAUAAAGAACAGAAAACACAACCCUCCUUUCAUUCGUAAUUGGGUUUUUAUUAAGCGAGCGAGGUCAUGGGCGGACUAAGAUCUAACUAGCUUUUUGAUAAAAAAGAAAUGUUUCGUAUAAAAAUAAAUUUAAAUUGGUGCAUUUUUUUGUAUUAUUAAUGAGGUGUUUGUGUAUUUAUUUUUAGCGAUCUCAAAUUGAACAAUAUUUUUUUUUUUUUACUUGCAUUUAAGCUGAAAUGCCUAGUCGAUACUUACGUAGGUGCCUAUUUGCGAAAUCUAUUUUAAUGUAGCUGUUAUAAUAAAAGAUAUAUUCGUUGUUGCCAGUGUAGAAGAGAUAUUUUAUACGCGAUAUUUUUUUUCUACACUGGCAACACAAAUUUAAUGUAAGUAGGUUAUAAAAUUAUAUGGUAACACCAAUCAGAAGUAAGCUAUUUUUGUGUGAGAACGCAUACAGAUUAUAACAAAUACGUAAUUUUAAUAAAUGCAUAAAUAUUGUAUUUAUAAUAUGUAGUAAGUAUAUUAGGUGGAUUUUGCGUUAAGUGCUUUUAAAAAUCAAUAUAUUUUUGUCUCAAAGAUGAUUAUAUGUAUUUUUUAAUAAAAAAAUGAGAUUUGCAUAAAAAUUUGUUUAUUCCAUAAAAAGAUCUUUAGAUUUGUUUAGAUUCCUUUGAAUAUAUAAAUAUUAAGUU